Messenger RNA from Odontomachus brunneus, 3064 nucleotides. Its product is annotated as golgin subfamily A member 2-like. Lineage: Eukaryota; Metazoa; Arthropoda; Insecta; Hymenoptera; Formicidae. The record is from RefSeq and is a predicted model, not a curated record. Gene Ontology annotation, cellular component: Golgi cisterna membrane; Golgi cis cisterna; Golgi apparatus. The transcript has 13 exons. Gene Ontology annotation, biological process: Golgi organization. The coding region runs from base 180 to 2927 and encodes 915 amino acids.
UCAGCCUUCCUCUGCUGAAACGUUGUGCGAUUAUGUGGUUACACGUAGACGUGUGGUAUAGCCUCCGCUGACUUGACGUUAUCUUUACAAUAUUUUCCAUCUUUGACGAUGUAAAGUGUUUCUAGAAUUUUGCAUACGACGUAACGCUUGACGAGUAUUGUGCAACGAAAACUCGCACGAUGAAUCUAAGUAAAACAGAGAAACUGUUAGCUGCUAAGAAAAAGUUAAAAGAAUUCCAACUUCAAAAAAGAUUGCAAGCACAAGAGGCCUCAAACAAACCACAAAAUGCAGAUGUAGUAGAUGAAUCUAUAUCACGGUGCCAAACAAAUUACCAAAGCAUAGAGACGGAUAAAUCUUGUAAUCAGAAUGAAACAAAACACACAGAAAAUUUUUUACACUCUGAGAAGCACAUGGAUGAUAUAAAUGCUAUAUAUAAAGAAGAAAGUAUAUUCAAUGCUGUUAGUGAUACUAAUAACUUAGUAGACACAACUGAAAUUAAAACAGCAACAAAUAACAGUCAAAUAACAGAAAAGAACUCAGUUUUAGAAUAUUGUUCAGAAGAAAAUACAUAUGAAAGUAGUGAUAAAAAUGCCACACAUCCAUGUCUUCAAGCUGAUUUACAGUUUAAGGAAAAUGAUGGAAAAUAUAAAUUAAAUAUUACGCCAUCUAAUGGACCAUCAACAGUACAGAAGGAACAUUUAUUAGAAAUGGCUUCAGAAGUUGCUAAUAUAUUAACUGAUGAUACAGAUGAUAAUGAAUCCACUCUAGAUAACCUGGAUGCAAAAUGUCGCUAUCAAUUUGUAAAUACUUAUCUGGAAGAACAGAAACAGCUUGUAAAUGAUUUACACGUUCGAAUCAGUUGUUACCAUAGCAGAGUGACUGAGUUAGAAGAAAUUUUAGCUACAAAAGAUUCUGAAUUUGAAGCUAGGCUUAUCCGUGAGGUAAAUCCUUUAAAGGAACAAUUACAGGUUCAUGCACAAACUACUGGUAUUUUAAUAGCAGAAAAAGCAGAACUGACAGCAGCUUUGACACAAAGUCAGAAAACUGCAAAACAAAAUUCAGAGGAAUUAGAAGAAAUGAGUGGAAAACUGAAACACAGUCAACUCCGUAUUAAUGAACUCGAAAAAGAAUUGGUCCAAACCAGAAGUAAUUCUAAUGACAGUCAAAAAAAUGCUCACCAAGUACAACAAAUCUAUGACGACCUUGAAAAGAAGUAUUACGAACUCAGAAAAGAAAAGGAAGACAUGGAAUUAGAAACGUCAGAAUUAAAACAGAAGCUGAAUUUAAAAAAUACUGAAUUCAUCAGUUUGCAGCAGGAAUUUCAAGAGAAAGCAGCCUUACUUUCAUUAAAUGAAUUGAGGAUACAACAGUUAACUGAUACAUCACAAACAUUAGAAUCUCAGCAUCAAGCUGUAACAGUAUUGGAGCAACAGUUGGCUCAAAUGAGAGAGACUUUAAAAUUGGUAAAUAAUGAAAAGGAUGAAGCUAGCAGACAGUAUCAGAAUUAUGUGCGACAAUUGGAUGCACAACAAGCAAAACUGCUUAAUGAACUUGAAAAUGAGAGAAAAAUAAUCAAUGAUUUCGAAAAUAGAGAGAAAAGUUAUGUGCAACGUUUGUCGGAUUUAGAACAACAAUUGCAACAUGAAAAAGAGAAAAAUGAAGCUUUACUACCAUUGCAAGAACGUAAUGAUGAUGUAAAUAGCUUAAUGAAAAAUAUUAAAGGGUUAACUUCGCAACAAGAAAGACUUCAUGCUGCAUUAUCUGAAAAGGAUUCGCAAAUUGAAAUGUUAAUGAGGGAAGUGCAAGAACUACGAGAUACAAAAGAUAAUGAAGCGGAUGCAACAAAAUUGGUGCAAGCUCUAGAAAGUGAAAAACUUGGUGCAUCUAGGGCCGUUUUACAAAACCAACAGUUGAAACAACAAUUAACUGAGAUGGAAAAUGCUUUUGUUACACUUAGUAAUGCUAAGUUAGAUUUAACAGAACAGCUUCAAGCUGAACGAAGUAUUGGCAGAAAAUUAAAUGCAAAAUUGAAUAUUGUUGAGACAAAUGUGGAUAAUUUGAGAGAGAAAUUAAAGGAGAAGGAAACAUGUUUGAUGGAAUUAGAAAAAGAAAAAUUACAGAAUGCUCAAAUUACAGAUCAGAUGCAACACUAUCAAGCUCAGUCUCACCAUGCUCAUACAUUACAACAAGAACUACAAAAUGCUUUGAUUUCUAUAGAAGAAUUAAAAAAGGAAAAUGAAGAACUCGUAAAGAAAUUAGAAGCGAAAGUACAAGAAGGGACAGUUUUGCCAAAAAUAUCUGUAAAUGUUAAUGGAGAUCAAUAUAUGACAAGAAUAAUGGAAAAUGGUGAUGAUAUAAUAACAACGCAAAGUUUACCACUGCCAGAAGAUAAAAAUACUUUGGGUGAUUCUGGGCCUAUUACAAAAUUAGAAAAAAAGUUUAAAGAGGCAAUGGAAAAAGUCGCUGAAUUAACUGAUGAAAAACAAAAACUGGAACAUUUGGUCCUCCAACUUCAAGGUGAAACCGAAACUAUAGGAGAAUACAUCACUUUGUAUCAAAAACAAAGAGAAAUUCUAAGAAAUAAAUGGAAAGAGAGAGAAGAAACUUUCCGUCAAUUAGUGGAGCAAUGUCAUCAGCAACAAGAACAAUUACACAAGCUAAAAAUAUUGAUUACUGAAAUGCUUAAAAAACAUCCUACAGAAUCUUGUGUUCAAUUAUAUAAGGAUAUACACGUUAUUAAUCCUGUAAUCCCAAAUGAUGAUGAUAUUAAUGAGCAAGAGAAUGCAGAAUUACAUUUGAUUGAAGAUAAAACGACAUCACAGAUCCUUGAUCUUCUAACAGAAAUCAAAGACUGUAAAGAUAUAUGUAUUACUGAACCUAACUUCCAUCCGUGUCCAUGGUGCUCAGGAAAGCUUAUUACCGUAUAAUCGUGAAUAAUAUAAAUUCAUUUUAACAUUUGUUAUAAUAAAAUAUCAUAUUUAUGUAACAUUAUACAUACAUAUUAGCUUAUACAAUAGACCGUAAUAUCUGUAUAUAAAAAAAAAACUUUUAAAUCUUUUCUAAA